AUGGCCGUAGCGCACGUCCUCGACAACUACUACCUGGGCAUAACGGCCAUUGUCACCGUCGCCUACCAGCUCUUCUUCUUUACCAUCGCAUACUCUUUCAAAUUCGACAAACUCACCGACCUCGCAGGCGGCUCCAACUUUGCCAUCCUCGCCAUCCUCACCCUCUCACUCUCCGGCCAUCAACACGCCCGCCAAGUGGUAGCAUCUCUGUUUCUCAUCCUCUGGGCGGUCCGUCUCUCAUCCUUCCUCUUCUUCCGCAUCCUGCGCACCGGCUCAGAUGACCGCUUCGACGACAAGCGCGACAAAUUCUUCCCCUUUCUCGGCUUCUGGAUCUUUCAAAUGAUUUGGGUGUGGACCGUGUCACUCCCCGUCACCAUCUUGAAUUCGCCCAAUGUGACGCAGUACCCACAGCAUUCUUUCGGCACCGGGCGUGAUAUCGCCGGUGUUGUAUUAUUCGCAAUAGGCUUUGUAAUGGAAAGUCUGAGUGACGUGCAAAAAUACAACUUCCGCAAAUCACACGAUGGCUACGCUGUCUGUGAUGUGGGCUUCUUCAAAGUGUCGAGGCAUCCCAAUUAUUUCGGCGAAAUAAUCAUUCAGUUCUCCAUAUACAUGAUUGCCGUUUCAUCAGCAGCGGAUGGGUACGUCUCAGGCCAGGCCUACAAGGCGCUGUACGCGACAAUCCUGGGGCCAAUUCUCCUCACGGUACUGCUCAUGUUCGUUUCUGGCUUGCCCCUCUCUGAGCGACCAAAAGCCAAAGCACGCUAUGAAAAGGGCAAUAAUUGGGAGGGAUACAAGCGGUGGCUGGACCGGACGAGUAUCCUGAUCCCCUUUCCCCCACAGCUAUAUGAGAAAAUGCCCACGUUUCUGAAGCGAACCGUUUUCCUCGAGUUUCCCAUGUACGUAUUUUAUCCGCCGCCAGCAGAUGUCGGAGUCUCUGAGCGAGAUGAAUGA
Molecule: messenger RNA, 951 nt
Organism: Metarhizium album ARSEF 1941
Lineage: Eukaryota; Fungi; Ascomycota; Sordariomycetes; Hypocreales; Clavicipitaceae
Exons: 3
Coding region: 1-951 (316 amino acids)
Biological process (GO): lipid metabolic process
Cellular component (GO): membrane
Molecular function (GO): oxidoreductase activity, acting on the CH-CH group of donors
Source: RefSeq, a predicted model, not a curated record